Syngnathoides biaculeatus (alligator pipefish) is the source of this 3761-nucleotide messenger RNA. RefSeq names its product brain abundant, membrane attached signal protein 1 (gene basp1). The record is from RefSeq and is a predicted model, not a curated record. NCBI's taxonomy places the organism in Eukaryota, Metazoa, Chordata, Actinopteri, Syngnathiformes, Syngnathidae. The transcript has 2 exons. Bases 912 to 1631 code for a protein of 239 amino acids.
CACUUUUGUGUAUUUUGCACUUGAAUCAGACAAUCGAAGAGAGUUUUGCAUUGCGGUCUUCCUCCACGCCACAUAUUCGCAAUUUGGUGUCAACAAAGGAAGUGAAGCCACGAACGAGUGACAAUCGAAGUGAGUCGAGGAGCUUUGCCACCAUCUUGUGAACUUAACGGCGCACUUUGGCAAAUAAUGAACGAUUCUCUUCAAAGAAAAAGACGUUCAGCGGUUGAUGCCACAACCAGCUGAAGUUUACUCUGAAACCCGGUUCAUUUUGGAAACCGCCAUUGACGUGCUACUGUUAGCAUCUCCGUGGUGGCAAGUGAAGCAACACAUAUAGACUGACAGUCCCCCAACAAACACAGUCAUAUUCUUUCUCCUCUGCAGAGAAUGACUAAUAUCGUUGCGGCUUAUCGAGCCAUGGGGGUCAUGUCAGUGGGAAUCGACGCUCUUCUUCGUUUGUCUGCAUGGCUGUACUAUACUGCCCUCUAGCGGACAAAGCGGGCACACCAGCAGGAGCGGCAGAAUGAAUGCACGCAUACGUGCAUUCAACUGCACCAACGGAAUAUCGGAUAAAUGGCAUUUCCAGUGAAAUGUCUGCGAAUUUGUAAAUUCUAAUGAGAAUACAGAUUGAAUAAAUUGUCAGGUGAGCACCAGCCAACGAAAUCUGCGGGUUCCUUGUUGCCGGGCGAGGGACGGGCGGAUUGCGUGCGUGCGCGUUCAUUCAAAUUCCGCGGAGAAGAGAUGAAGACGGGAGAUUCCUUUCAACGCCCGCAAACAUUUCAUGACAGCGCCUGAAGCAGCCGGUAUGUCACCAUGGCAACGGAAGUGGGGGAUAACAGCGAAGCGCGGCGACGUCCGAGACCUAAAAAGUGAAAAAAAAAAAAAAAAAAAAAUGUCCGCAGCCGGGCCCUUUGAUGAAGCGCACCCUGCCGUCGCCUGGAACAAAAUGGCCGACGGGGAGCGCGGCGCUAUCGUGCCGAGCGCGACGCGUCGACACUCGGGGUCGUCCAAUCGGAAGCUCGCAAGAAACAACGCGGAGGACGAGGAAUUGCACAACAAACAAUCGGACUUCUUCGGAACCGGGAAUGAGACCCAUCCCGGACCAAAUACUGGAGAAGGAAUCCGAGUGCAGAGAUCCUGUCUGUCACAACAAAACACCGAAGACCCGAACCCAAAAUCUCAAGGCUGCCGCAGGAAUUACGCUGAGACGCCCGAGCUCCGCCAUGGGAGGAAAACUGAGCAAGAAGAAGAAGGGCUACAACGUCAACGACGACAAGACCAAGGAGGCGGCGGAGGGGGGGCCGGCCAAGGACAUCAAAGGGGAGAGCGCCGCACCCGCGGACGCCGACGACACGGCGCCCGCCAAGGAGGCGCCGCCCGCCGCCGCCGCCACGCAGCCGGAAAAGGAGGCCAAGGGCGAGCCCGCCGAGGAGGCCCCGCCCACCGCCGCCGUCAAAGAUGAGGCCGACGCCAAAAAGACUGAGGCCCCCAAAGCUGAGGAGGGGCCCAAAGCCGCGGAGACCCCCAAGGAUGGCCCUAAGGAGACCCCCAACUCCACGGCGGCCCCCGAAGCUCCGCCCAAAGACGCCGGCGUGGAUCUGAGCAAAGAUCAAAGCGCCGCCGCUCAAGCCUGAUUGGUGAACGCCCACUUCGGACAAUAACAACGAGAAUUGAGGACGACCCGCCCGCUGAAGUUGCGAAGUGAAGAGUUUUCUGAUUAACUUUGACCCCUGACCCCAAGCCCGCCUGUCAUCUCACGUCAUCGCAUGAUCGCCUCGCCAAACUUUCUUGAAAUUCUUCCAAAAUCGUCAAAAUAUUUCUGAAAUAGUCAAACAGUACAUUUUGUACUCAAAAAAAGAAAAGAAAAACAGACAAAAAAACAAAAAAUUAAAAACAAACCAAAAAAAAAAAAAAAAAAAACCUCAACAAUUUGUAAUAUUUCUACGCUGGUUUGAAACUUUAGUACUUUACUCAACUCUGAUUUUGGUCUUGUAGAGUCUGCUUCUUCUGUGGUGUAGUCCGGCACUAGACUUGUUCUGGUCCGGGACGAUUAUGGUUCAAGACUGGUUCUAACCUGGUACGAUACCCUGGUUCUAGUCUAAUUCCGAUCUAGUAAUGGUCAAGUACCAGACUGUUACUGUGUAGUACUAGUCUGGAAAUACUCUGCUUCUAAAUUGGUACGACUGUAGUUUGGCUCCAAUCUCGCUCUGAUUUGCAUCAAACUACCCGUUUCCAAAUUAGUUCUGGUCUAUUUUUGGACAAGAUCUGGAUUGUUUUUAGUCUGGUUCUUGCCUUGGACUAGUCGGAAUUGGUUCUGAUCUGGCUCUUGUCUAUUUCUGGUUUAGUUCUAAAUUGGUUUUAAGAUGGUACUAGUCGGAUUCUGGUCUGCUUGUUGUCUAAAUCUGAUCUACUUCUCUUCUGAUUCUAAUCUGGUCCUGUCUACCUUGGGUCUGGUUCCAGUCUGAGUCUAAUUUGGUCCGAGGAUGGUCAUAGUCUGGGAUAAGUACGGUUCUAAUUUGGUACUGGACUGAUUCUACUUUAAUUUUGGUCUGUUCUAAAUUAGUUCCGAACCGGUACUCACUUGGUGUUGGUCUGGUUCUAGGCUGGUUCUAAAUCAGUACUGAUCUAGCCCUAGCCUAGUUCUGGUCAGGUUCCGGUCUGGGACCAGUGCGGAGGUAGUUUGGUUCAAAUUUGGUCCUCGUCUGCUACGACUGUCGUUUGAUUCUAGUCUAGUCGUGGUCCGCAUGGGGCUAUUCUGGUUCGGAAGUUUCUUUUGGCCUUGUACUACUCUGGUCCCGGUCCACAAGGAAGAGAGAAGACAUCAGAACUGGCCCUGGACCCCAAAUUAAAAAGGACAAAAGUCCACAACUGACGUCCCUGCCAAAUGUUGGGAGCCGCUGAUCACGAAGCGUUAACGACGCAGCCUGCAUCCCCGUUUCUACGGCAACCGUCCUCACGCAACUCCUCAUCCGUCCGUCACGGCUUCACCUCCUCCAAAGCCCACGUGAGCGCACGCAAAGGUUUUCGGGACGAAGGGUCCCGAAAACCUUUGAGUCGGCGAGCGUCCCAAAACCCUCGACCGCACGUUGCGUGUAGUGGCGUGCGUGUCCACGGCAACCGUGUGUCUCCAUCCCAGCCGGCGGCGCUCGCUCCAGGUCCCGAAAAACACAGCAAAGAUGAAGAAGAAAAAGAAAUUGAAGUUUCAAAGUUGGAUGUUUACUUGUUAAAAUGGUGCAACAGUCGUAAUAAAAAAAAAAGUACCAAAUGUUGUUGUUGCUGUGUGGUUUCCAUGACAACACAACUCCUCCAAUCACGCUGGACGCUGAUUUUCAUUUGUGCGUCGCCUUAAUAGCAUCAUUAGCGCCAUUAGCCUUUUUAUUGCUAAUAACAUUGUUAACGUCGCUAGUGCAGCGAGCAUUUUUUGUGCCCCCCCCCCACUGAAGAUCUGCCGGGGGUUGCGCAAUUUCGGGGCAUUGGCCAGGGUGCAAAGUUUUGAAUCCGUAAUUUCCACGGGGGGGGGACUGCCACUGAGCACCGCUAGCUAGCAUUGUUAGCACUGAUUGCUAACUCCAUCCACCCCUCCCUUCUCAACUGCGUUCUGUGGCAGGCGGGCGAGGGUGUCGUCGACAUUGAUGCUGGGCGACCCCCCCGCUGACAAGGGCCCCCUCCUUCUGCUGCCCCCACCAAACCGAGCGACACGAUUGGCCUGCCGGCUUCCUGCAUCGUGACCGAUGGUUGCUAAGGCGACGCCGGUGCCCACUCUC